Molecule: messenger RNA, 3456 nt
Organism: Leptosia nina
Lineage: Eukaryota; Metazoa; Arthropoda; Insecta; Lepidoptera; Pieridae
Source: the annotation of a GenBank genome assembly
AUGGAUUUUGUAUCGGCUCGUGCUAAUGACCUGAAAAUAAGAAUUAGACGUCUAAGAAGGAACAAUUUCCACGACUACAGCUUUGACGAUUGGGAAGAAACGACACCAUUGCUAUAUUUCGACGACAACACAACAAAUUAUACAACGAACGAAUCGAAUGGCACAGAAUAUACAACAACAACAGCCGAAUCAGAAUCGAUGUACGCUAUUCCCACGACGACCACAUUAAGUGGUCCAAUGGAAAGUGUUGUACCUUCGAUUAAUAGUACUACUGACACAACCAUAAGCACGAAAGUAUUCAAUAACGAUACUGAAGUAACGAGUCAGCUUGUAACCGAACCUGACACCACAUCUCUAACGAAUCCUUUCAUAGAUACGCGAUCUAUCGAAGCAACAACUAAUAAUAUGACAACAACACAAAGUAACGCAACAACAGCAAGUUAUGAAAUCAUCGAGACAUCUGAGCCUAUCGUUGACGUUCCAUCGACAAGUUCGACAGUGACUGAGGACAUUUUGGAAUACUAUGUUACAACAAGCACAACCAGUCCCUUAGUGACAGAGGGACCGGUCGCUAACGGGUCUAGAACAGACAGCUCCACCAUCAGUCCUUUUCUACUGGAGAUGGAAAAGCAAGUGGAACUGCAUAGAGUCGGGUUUUUCACUGCUUCGAUGUGCACCUUUUUAAGAGUUCUCGCGUUAAAAGACAUUUCCGUCUUCGACGACUUGAAGAGUAGUUUCUAUGAAAUAGUGAUGGAAGCUCAGCGAGAGGGUAGAUUGGAAAUGUUCGGAGCGAUAGGCGCAGGUUUAGUGGUCGACCUGACUGCAAGGGGGAACACUAUUGACACAGAAAUAUUAAAAGACUUGGCUGCGCAAUAUUACCCCAUAAUGCUGGACAGGAAGAUGCAGUUUAGACCAGAAGCGAACGCAAUGUUCGACAUCGCAGACAAUGUGUAUACGAUUGAAGAUGCCAAACGGGUCGCAGAUAGCAUAGCAGAAGUGGACGCGUACCCUAACACGACGCGGUCAGCGAUAGAUAUUGUUAAAAAGUACCUUCUCGUAGCUAUAUUGGUGCCUUUCAAUCGCAUGAGAGGAACUACGAGGGAGAAGCUGUUCAUGAUGGAGAUGGAAAAUUUUAUCGCGAAUUGGUUAAGACGGUCAGGCAGACGACAUAAGAGGCUAGGAAAUGCAGCAAUUGGUUUCACACGUGUAAAAAGAAAUAAUUUCCACGACUACAAUUUCGAUGAUUGGGAAGAAACCACACCGCUUUUAUACUUUGACGACACGAGUCCUACCGUCCAUAAUGAAAACACUACAGUAGAUAAUGCCACUACAAUAAAUAUUGCAACCGAAUCCGAAAAUUCGUUAAACGUAUCUGAAGUAACACAUUCAGAAAUAACACUAAGUGACAUAACAAACGCCACAAAACCAAUGAACGAUGAAACAAUUCAGUUAACAACGAAAGUUAGUAAUGAAAUUGUAACAGUUGUUGAUAAUGCAACCACAGUUGAUGUAAAAGAGGCAAUAGUAAGCCGUAUCGAAACGACAGAAAUUGAUGUGACAACAAAUUAUUCGAUAACAGAUAAUUUAGAAGAUUUGACACCUACCGACGCUACGAUUUUAAUAACCAAGGAGGCUAAAUAUACUGAUGCGCCCUCUCACACCUCCGCUGCACCGACGCUGAACCCCUUAACGCUCGAAGUGCAAAAGGCAAUGGAGAAUAACAAAAUUGGUUAUUUCACUGCUCUACUGGCAACAUUAAUGAGAGUUACUGCGUCGAAGGAAGAUUCAGACUUGGACGCUUUAAAACGGGCAUUGUUUCACGAAGUUUUGAAUGCACUGAACUUAGGACAAUUAAGUAUGUUCGGCCCGGUCACCACUAGUGCUCUGACAGACUUGUCUGAAAUGUGGUCUUUGUUGUAUGCUGAUGUAUUAAAAUCCCAAGUGACCUACUUCUAUGGCACAUUACUAAAUAGAAGGGAGUACUACAAUCCGGAUACCAACGCAAUUUUCGAUCUCAUCGACAACGAAUAUACGGUCGAAGAUACCACGAGCAUCCUGUCUUGUAUAUCCGAUAUAGAGGCAUUCCCGAAUGUUUCUCAGUCGGAUAAGGACAUUUCCAAACAUUUGCUGUUGGUCGCGUUUUUCCUUCCUUAUCAUAGGAUAAGAGGCACCACGAAGGAGAAAGUAUUGAUGGCGGAGAUUGAGAAUUUGGUAGCACGGAAAAUAGCCGGGGCUAGACGGUACCGUGGAACUUUAAGGAAACCAAAAUACAAUAGAAAAAAUAUGAAACAUAAAGAAAGAAAGACAAGGAUAAAGUCAGAAAAACAAAAGACCUCAAUUUUGACAAGUAAAAACAAUGCAGGGUUGAAAUAUCAAUUUAAACCGAUACGCUUUUACAAAGACCCAGUUCGGCUAUUCGACUUUUGGACAAGUCCGACGACAACAGUGUCGACGACAGAUGUUGAUCUGGACUAUCUACGCAACAAAACAAUUAUGAAGAAGUUGAAGAGGCAGAUGAAAGCAUAUAAGAAGAAGUGGAAGGAAAUAAAAGAAAAAGAGAAAAUAGCGGGAAAGAAGCGCGGCAAAACGACAACGACAACUACAACGACGGUGCGGCCGCCGUUGCACAAGAGCAAAUAUUAUUUGAGGAAGUACGUGAAGAAAGAUCUAUAUAAAAUGAAGACCACAACACCGUCGACUACUACGAAGACGAAAUGGUUCAGAAAAUCUAAAUAUAAGAGUGACACUGACAGUGACGGUGAUAAAAAUGACGAUAUAGAUAAUAGGCAGCAAGAAACUGACACAGAUAACAAACAAAAUGAUAUAUUUUAUAAUUUAAGUAAUAUAGACGAUAAAACUGUGGAAAGCUAUGGCAGUAAUGUCAAAGAAACUACUGAACGUAGUUAUUCAAAGAUCAGGGUUAGCUAUAAGGUUAAUACAAAGAAUUCUGGGGAAGAUACAAGUCAUUCGUGUAGUUAUGAAUACGCCAGCAUUGAUAAAUCGGGACAAGAUUUUAUUGAUGCUACAAUAGAGAGUCACCCGUAUGCUUUUAAGGGUGGUUUAAAUAAGAAUGACACGAAAUACAGUAAAAAGAGAAAACGUGUCAAAGAAUCGGUAAAUUCUGCAUUUAAAAUUAAUACAAAAGAAAAGACAGCUUUAAAAAAAAUAAACGAAUUACGAAGAGAUUCCGAUUACAGUAAUUAUGAAGCAGAAUUAAAAAUGAAUAUUCAGGAUGCGUUAAUUCACGGGAGAGAGAACGAUCUCUCUCUUUACAAAGAUAAGAGAAGAUUAAACAGAAUUGGGUCUUUUCCAAGUUAUAGUAAUGAAGAGACAGUAAUUAAAGCGAAUGUGUACAAGGCUUUUGGCUAUACCAAUGAUUUUGCCGGCACGUUGAAGAAAUUAUUAAAUAUGGAUUACACCUCCAGCGGUAUUACCUUAGCUAUCUACUCCAAAUAA